AUGAAUGGGUAUAAUGUUGACAACAACUUUUCUGCAAACAAUUACAAUAGUUCCCCAUCAAUUCCACAAAUCAAUAUUACCGAUCCUAAUAAUCUGAAUAGUCAAAAUUAUACUCAUAAUUCAAACAAUAAUAAUAAUAAUUCACGACUAAAUUUCAAUAGUAUCAAACAUCUUUAUCCAAGUCAAUCCAAAGUAAGUCAUAGUGACAAUAAUAGUUAUGAAAAUUUAUCCCCACCUUAUCGUCGACCUUCAAUGUCCGUAGAUUCAAUACCUUUUGAUGAAAAUGAUAAACUGAAAACAAAUGAAUCAAGUAUUCCAUUAAGUUUAACAGCACAAGAGUUAACGUUACAAGAAUCAAAAACUUACAUGAGAUGGUAUAGUGAUAUUUUAGCAAGAACUAAUAAUAGGACAAUUUCCGUAAUUGAUGUUUUUAAUUUUUUAACAAAUUUUAAAAUUAGUGAUGAUAAUAGAAAUCAAAUUAAUCAAAUAUUUUUUAAAAUAAGUUCAAGCGUUAAUAUUGGAGAAUUUUUUGCAUUGUUAAGAGUUAUAAGUCAUACUUUGAGAGGGGAAGUACCACUGAGGAAAUUAAUCAAAAUAAAGGCUCCAGUUCCUACUCCGCCUUCUAUAUUAUCUAAAAAGAGACAAAAUGAUGAAGAAGAAGAUAGUCGAGAUAACGAUAUUAGUAGUGAAUCAUCAGAUAAUAAACCUAUGGCUCCAUUAGAUAUAGAUAGUUUUACUCAAUUCUUAUUAACUGGUGAAAGACCAGAUUCAAAUAGUACUUCAUCAAAUUCCAAAAGUAGUCGAAAGUCAAAAAAAGUUAAAUUUUCAGAUCAAGUAAAUAUUCAUAAUUCAUCUCAAGAUUUUGUAUCACCAAUACAUUCACCAGCUCCAAAUGAAAAUCAAUUAGAUUAUACUUUACCUAUGGAUCAAUUAUUGAUUCAAAUGCAAAAUCGACAAACUCAACAAAAACCAGAAGAGCAAGCACAAGAAAAGGAGGAACUUAAAGAAAUGGAAUCUCAAAUUAAUCAUUUUCAUCAUUUAAAUGCCGUUGAUACAAUAUCGGUAGAUGGAACUCCAAUACCUGCACAACAAGUAUCAAAUGAUAAUAACCAACAAAAUAAUAAUGAACAAUUGUUAAAACCAAAUAUGACUGGACCUGCUCAAAUGUCAAAAUUUAUAUCAAGUUUAAGUCCAGAACCUUCAUACAAUAAUAAUGACGCCGAUAUAACUCCAUUAAGACCAAAUGUAACUGGACCUGCUGAUAUGGCUAGACUAUUUGCACCAAAUAAAAUACAAGAAGCAAAUCCUCAACAACAGCAACAAUCAUCAUCACAACAAUAUCAAAAUCAAAAUCAAACAGAAGAAGCUCCUAAAAUCUCAUUACUGGCUUUUUCUUCUCAAAUGACGGGACAGACAAUGGAAAAUACGUUACAAAAUGGUAAACCACCAGUUCCAAGACAUCGAUCAUAUUCAUCACCUACACCCAAUAAAAAUGCACCUCCGCCGCCACCACCAAGAAGAAGAAAUGUAUCCAAUGCUCAAAGGUCAGUAUCCCCACUACCCAUAUCACAACAACAAACACCUUCACCGUCUCCAUUGAGGUAUAAUCAAUAUUCCAAUCAACAACAAUUCCAGUCUCAACCUCCUGCAUUACCUCCAAAAAUACCGAAUAAUGUAUAUUCUUCAAAUUCAAAUAAUGAUUCAACUACAAACAUUUUAGAUGAUUUGAAAGCAUUACAAGAGGAAGUUGAUAAGAUAAGGAGUUUAACUGGAGGUUUUUAG
This is a messenger RNA of Lodderomyces pseudojiufengensis, 1782 nucleotides long. RefSeq lists its product as uncharacterized. The transcript has a single exon. Lineage: Eukaryota; Fungi; Ascomycota; Pichiomycetes; Serinales; Debaryomycetaceae. The record is from RefSeq and is a predicted model, not a curated record. The coding region runs from base 1 to 1782 and encodes 593 amino acids.